AUGAGUGAGGAUGAGAUCGAUAUAAUCGAUCUCGAAGAGUUUGAGGAAGAGUUUGAGGAAGAUAUCGAUCCCAGCUUGCUUGCUGAUAUGGCAAACUUUCCUGGGAAGGCUAGGAAUGAGGUUAUUGCGGCGAGACGACUUUGGGCUACAAAUACCAUUGAGAUCUACAAUAAGAACGAAGACGAUCCUUAUACGAGAAGAGUUUUCAUUGCAAGAGAUGUCAUCUGCUCACUAUCAGGUCGCUUUCGAAAGUUGUCACCCACCUCUCGAUCCUGGCCAAUCAUUGAGUGGAAAAUGGCCGUUGAUCAGCAAUGGAGGAAAAACUUCAACCCCUGGGCCUUCAUACAAGAUAUAAUGAAAUAUCUACACACAUUUGCCCCAAUAGAGACGGAGGAAGAACUCUUCGAAUUCAUGUGUGGCGAGUGGACAUUAGGUGCUGCGUUCGAAGCUCCAAAGUAUCAGAAUUACGCCAUGAAGAGAGCAAUGUCCUUGCACACUGCGGAAUUCCAGGUGCGAGCGAGGGUCUAUAUCAAUAGUAACGAAAAGAAUAUUUCGAUAUGGGACGUAGUGCAGCUUCGGCGUUUCGAGCCCACAUAUGCUAAGGAAGGCGAUCUAAACAAGUACAAGUUGGCGACGUACAUUCUUGACAGCCUGGUCUGGGAUACCUUCGCGGGUGGUACUUUAUGGCUGAAUAUGGUGAAAGACGGCGGUUUCCUAGCCGAGAUUGUUGCGACAGCCCAUUUCGAAGCAGCAAAGAAGCCCGCUCCAAGAUUCCCGCCAUGGCACAUAUUCAAUCGUCACAAGUACCUGCUUAACGAGGAUCCUAUCACCCCACCAAAGCGAGCAGGCGACGAUAUGGUCAGUGAAUCAGGGAAGCGGGCUAGAUAUAUGUGA
Mollisia scopiformis is the source of this 894-nucleotide messenger RNA. RefSeq lists its product as uncharacterized. The coding region runs from base 1 to 894 and encodes 297 amino acids. NCBI's taxonomy places the organism in Eukaryota, Fungi, Ascomycota, Leotiomycetes, Helotiales, Mollisiaceae. The record is from RefSeq and is a predicted model, not a curated record. The transcript has 2 exons.